AUGACUUUGCACAGACAUUCCAAUGCUCUUUUCCCCGAGGACGCUUUUGAUGUUACCACUUCAGAUCAAAUUUUUGUGCAAGGUAUUUCAAUGUUUGGGUUCUUGCUAACUGUGGUUCUGUCGGUAAAUGGGAAGCUCAAGAAGAUUUUUUAUUCGUUAUUUAAAUGUUCACCACAUCAUUUAUUCACUCAAACGACAAUUUCAAAUAAUACUGCCCACGGAAUUAAUCAAAUUUCACCACCAACUAGUGAAACUGAAUGGGUAUCCAAAACUAAUGAUCUUGGGUCUUACUAUAGUGGAAUCAAAGAUUUAAUACCAUAUCCUGCUUUGUUAGUGCCUUUUUUGGCUUAUUAUUUUAAGAAAAAGCAUCUUUUUUCGUUUUUGAAAACAUCAAUCAUCAACUUUGUUAGUAGAAAUGUCGAGUAUCUAGAUGAUUUGAUGACUCCAGUUGAGCUAACAGACUUUGUGGAUGAUGUUGGCUCACUAGAAAGAGAUAAGAUUUUGACUGAAUAUGUUCAUAUUAGUGUUAAGAGUCCAGUAGAAGUUGGCAAACCUGUUCAAGAAUCAACAAGUCCAGAGAACAGUUCCUCAUCUUCCAUCAAUAAUUAUUCCAUCCCAAUCCAUGCAACUGGUGCUUUCAAUUCUCUUUCAUUUAGGUUGAAUAGGGAGAUUAAGUCGUCACAUCUGACUUUGCCUUACUCACUCUCAACGAUUUUUCAAACACAAGAUCAAGGUACAAAAAGUUCUAUUGAUGAGCAAAAUGGACAUCAAGAGUUAGUUAGUGCAAUCAUUUAG
Messenger RNA from Hansenula anomala, 795 nucleotides. RefSeq lists its product as uncharacterized. The record is from RefSeq and is a predicted model, not a curated record. The transcript is spliced from 2 exons. Bases 1 to 795 code for a protein of 264 amino acids. Lineage: Eukaryota; Fungi; Ascomycota; Saccharomycetes; Phaffomycetales; Wickerhamomycetaceae.